Molecule: messenger RNA, 906 nt
Organism: Colletotrichum truncatum
Lineage: Eukaryota; Fungi; Ascomycota; Sordariomycetes; Glomerellales; Glomerellaceae
Biological process (GO): protein localization to ciliary inversin compartment
Cellular component (GO): ciliary inversin compartment
Molecular function (GO): protein binding
Source: RefSeq, a predicted model, not a curated record
AUGGAAUACUACGAUGAAAGUCAAAAUGAAGUAAUACUUAGCAAAGCCAUCCAACACGACUUUGUCGGAGUUGAGAGGACAGCCAACUCCACCGAUUCUUGGUCUUCCGGCUUCAAUACACCCUCGUCCAGCAACAACGGGUUUCCCGCUGCUGAUUUUGAACAGCCACCAGCAGCCCUACAAGGGGACUUUUACGUUAACCCGGAAACAGAGGACGCACCCACGACGACAGUUAUGCCUUGGGGGUUGCCCGGUCAAGUUCAGCAUGGAGUAGCAACAAUGACAUCAAUGCCGUCACUAGGCCGAAUGGACAAUCUGGAUCAAUACAAUAGCAAUGAAGUACACAUGGAUGACAUGAUUUUCCAUGUCCUAGUGCGAACACCUGAACGACUUUUCAGGCGGGAAAUCGCCGCGGACGCAUUUCAGCAGCACCAACUUGAUUCACAACGAAAGUCAGAUACACUACGCUACAUGCUCACGACCAACACAGACCUGUUAUUGAGAGACUCAAUAGGAGACACAAUUCUGCAUACGCUAGCUGGUGACUUCGGUCAGCCGGACUUGUUUACCGAGACGGAGGGGUAUGAUAUUCUUAGGCUCUUCUUCGACAUAGGCAACGACGGAUUCGGACCAUUAGUCAAGUCUUGUUGUCUCUCGAUGAUUAACUCUCAGAACGAUGGAUACAGCUUUACCAACGAAGGAAUCAUGGGACCGUUCAUGCAUACCCCUCUCGGCGUAGCCAUCUUGUAUAACAAUAUUGAAUGUGCGAGAUUGCUGCUCCAAAACGGUGCCGACCCUAAUAUCCCAGGCGAAUGGGGAAAACCGCCACUCUUCUUUGCACAACGGAACCGCAGUGACGAAGCCAUCAGGUUGCUAAUUGAGUCUGGGGCAUUUGUUGAACCUUAG